This is a messenger RNA of Castor canadensis (American beaver), 935 nucleotides long. The record is from RefSeq and is a predicted model, not a curated record. Lineage: Eukaryota; Metazoa; Chordata; Mammalia; Rodentia; Castoridae.
CCCCCCUCCUCCCCACUCCCCCCGCUCGGGGAGCCUCCUCAGCCGGAGGAGGCGACAACAAAGCGGCGGCGGCGGCGGCGGCAGCGGCAGCGGCGGCUCCUCAACAUGGCAGCGCCGAGCGCGGCCACUUCCGGUAACCUCCGGGACGCACCACCGCGGCGGCGAGCGCGGGCGGGGGGGGAGCCCCGGCCCGGCCGCCGCCGCCCCCAGUUGCCCGGACCCCCUCUGGGCGUCCGCGCUGCCGGCCCGCCGCCUCGGAGCUCAGCCAGUGCCCGCCGGCUGUGGGGUCAGGGCCCCCGCGGGGGGGCUGGGGUGGGGCCGGGGGCGGGGAUGGGGCGCGGCGUCCCCCCCCGCGGGGGUGUGUGGUGCUGCGGUCCGUGGCUCAGGCAGCUGGAGCAGGGGGAGCUCAGGAGAGAAGAUGGAGGACGCCAGGGUCUGGCGCUGGCCCGCUGGGCACAGCUGGGUCGCCUCUCGUGACUCGGACUCAGUGCCCAGCAGCGCCGCGUCCGUGUGAGAACCUCAGCAGAGGGCACCGAGGCGGCGGCCGCCUGGCUCUUGUCACUCCUGCACAGCACAGCCCCCGCCUCCAGAUUGGGACGCUCGCUUCCAGCCUCUCCCCUCUAGCAUUUCAUUCCCGGCCCGCUAAGCCCUCAGCGCUCUUGCUGAUACGCCAUCGCCCUCAGGUCGGCCUUCCAAGUCGAGCAGGGAAUCCCACUGGGGUGCAGCCUCAGAUCCUCCCAGUGUGGAGGGAAACACUUCCCACGCUUAGAGAUGUCAUUACUAGGUUAUAUUUGGGUGAAGGGCUGAGCUUUCCACCCUCCUCUUCACUCCAGAUAGGAUGUGAAAUUCUACCCGAAAACCCCUCCUCUCCCGCCAAAAAAAAAGACAAAAACAAAUAAAGUAUAGAUAUGAAAUUAUUUUAGUCCUUUAGUACA